AUGGACAGGUCUUUCUAUUUCUCCCCGAUCAUGAAGAUUUUAAACAAUUCUGAAAGUCAAAAUGAUGCCAGGAGCCUUUCGGCCACUUUGGGGAGAGACCUUCCAGACAGCAUUGCAGAGGACCUCAUGAUUAAGCAUUUGCUUUUGGCCUUUCAAGGGAUCGACAGCAGCACUUUUCAUUUUGAUGCAAAAAAACACUCCUACGCCAUCGAUGAUUCGGUUCAGUGCACGUUGGCCACCAAGGAGCUGGUGACAAAUCUUCUUGUCGGUGCGUCUGCUAUCCGAUCUUUACAAAAUUGCAUUGGCAUUUGUUCUGCAUCUUGUUCACCUUCCCUGCUGUUAAAGAUGAUUAAACCUUGGCUUGGCUUCGUUUAUAACUGGAUGUCUAACGGUGGCAUCCUAAGCCUAGAUGAUGGCGACGAUUUUUUCAUCUCCGAAAAUGCCGAUGUGCAUUUUGAGGACGAUACUUCAUGGACUUUCAAAUACGUGCUUUCAGAUGACCUUCCCGAAUUUGUUUCUCUAGACGAUGCCAAAAGAAUCGAAGCAUUCAUUCGCCAUUUUGAACUUUUGCCAAAGCAGGAAAACGGCAAAGCUAAACAAGAUCAUGACGCCCUUGAAAACGUGGGAAGCAAUUUUGAUCGCUUUUCAUGUGUUGUUCAAAAAAUAUACACCGAAAGGUCUCGCCUUUUAUUCAGGCUGUUUUUUCCCACCACCGUGGCAUCCAUGCAACGUGCAAAUGGAGAUUCAUUUUGGAGCCAUAUCCUGUUUUUGAAAAAGGUGUUUUUUUGCGAACGAGGAGAUUUUUGCAAGGCAUUGAUAACUUCGCUGGCAUCUGAGCUUGUCAAGCCCAGCGUGCAAGUUUAUAGACACAAUCUGGUUGGCUCUAUCGACUCGAUUAUCAACGAGUUUCUUUGUCCAUACGACCCUUCGUGGCUUACCGGGCGUUUGGACGUUCGUCUUUUAAAGGUACCCCGUUGGUGCUCAUGGUUUUCCCCUAGUCCGGCAAUUCGCAAUCGCAAACGGGAUGGGAAUCAUUUACCCUUGAUUACCAGGUCGAUUCUCCUCUCAAUCUGGUGCUUACCGGAGUCCUGGAAGGCAUGGUUUUCCCUAUUUCGGAAGAUUAAUUCGAGCAGGCACGACAAUGUGCUUCUAUUGCCGCCAUUUUCUCCGCUGGUUUUCAACAGGGUUUGUACCAUGAUAACUGGGAUGCUUUCUUUCAUUCGGCAAAUUUUAUUUUUCAUCCAAAUCUUCACCAUCGGAGGCGCCUGGGAUCAGUUCGAUGGUGCCUUGCCUUUUUGCAAAACAUUUGAUGAUGUUUUGGGGGCCCAUUCUGCCUUUAUUUCCAAAGUAGCUGUUACGGGCGUGUUCUCAACCUCUGCGGAAGGGGGGUCUUCCCCGCUUCGGUAUGUCCAACAAAAGCUUUACCAACUGCUCCAUCUGAUAUUGGCGGCACUAUAUGACUCCAUUGUACAGAAGCACCUUCUUACGGAUUCUAUUAUCAACACGAUGGAGGAAAGAACCAGAAAGGGUCUUUGGUCCAUUUCCACCGACGAUGAGAUUGGAAUUAUUUCCGAAAAUAAUUCCAUCAAUCAGAGCCAGGACGAGAUUUUGGCGCAUUUACAGCGCCUAUGGCUCCAAUUUACAUUUGAAAUGGAAAACUUUAACCACCUGUUGCUGGAUGUGUCCAAUGAAAAGAACCACAUCCGGCCUCUUCAAAGUUUGCUUUUCAAAUAA
This is a messenger RNA of Mitosporidium daphniae, 1734 nucleotides long. RefSeq lists its product as uncharacterized. Lineage: Eukaryota; Fungi; Microsporidia. Gene Ontology annotation, biological process: spindle assembly; mitotic cell cycle; cytoplasmic microtubule organization. Bases 1 to 1734 code for a protein of 577 amino acids. Gene Ontology annotation, molecular function: microtubule minus-end binding; gamma-tubulin binding. Gene Ontology annotation, cellular component: centrosome; spindle pole; gamma-tubulin small complex. The record is from RefSeq and is a predicted model, not a curated record. The transcript is spliced from 7 exons.